GCCUUACCUGAGAGUAUUAUUAUAUCAUACUAUAAUAUCUGUUUGCAUGGGAACCCUUAGAUAGAAUAGUUUUUGAAGGAUUAACUUUAUUUGAUGCAUGAGAGGCAAUCGACAGGGUAAUCUUUUUUAUUUUAUUUCCCUGGCUUUGGAGGGCAUCGUGCUCUACGGUACUGUAGUUCACGUGUGGUUGGUUAUCCACUAUCCGAGUGGGGCACUUUAAGGGCCUUGUGCAUGAUAUGAUGAUAAUAAUAAUAUUAUUAUGAUAAUAGGGGAGGGGGGAAACAUUCCACUGCAUCUCGUUGAAACAUUGGCAUCGGACUUACCUCCUGAUGUAUAGUAUGAUAACCCACUGCACGUUUCAGCAUCUUAUGCUGAGGUUCGCGAGAGCCUCAACAAUACGGCUCAUUUCCGAUUCAUCUUUUCUUUUCUUUUCUUUUCUUUCUAGAAGGGUGUGCGGUAUGAUACCUCGAAGAAGUUUGUGGUUGUGAACGGACAGACAAGAAAUUGUCUGACGUUCGUCAUGAGUUAUCAACCGUUUUUGCAACUGUAUCAUACCAAGACAAUUGGGUGUAUUGCCAAGACCUUCUAGGACCCCGGGUAUUCGGUUCAACCAGGUUCCGCAGUGAGAGGUAACUCCCUGGACACCCUCCCCCCCCCCUGUCACAAAUUAAUACCGGUAUCUGUGGUUCCUCAUGGGAAGGGAAGGGAAGAGGAGUCUUGUCAUCUACCCUACUUUUUAUUUUGUUCCCUUCCUUCUUCCGGCACGGUACUGAUACCCUAGCAUUUCGGGCAUCAUAUCAGGACCGAUUGAUUUACAAAACAUCUUAAAGCGUUCCAUUGCAUACACCGCCCUCUCUUCCCUUCAUUUCCUCCCCGGGAAGGCAAGAAAAUGCCCGACAUGUCACUACGCCGGUACCUGCCGUUUCUCCUCCUGGCUUUAGGCAUUCGCCUGGUACCGGUAACCGCCCACGAGCACCACGCAGAGGAGAUCCCGGAGGGGGAAGCGGUCUCUCCCGAUCCGCUGGAUUCGAUACUAUGGAUCCACAUCUUCACAAUGAUGGCCGCCUUCGGAAUGGUACUCCCGUUCGGAAUGGUCCUCGGGCUCGUCAGGAGUAGGUGGCACGUUCCCGUCCAGGUGUUGGGAUCCGUACUGGCGGUGCUGGGCUGGUUCCUCGGCCAUGCGCAUAAGGGGAGGCAAUUCGCGCCAAACAUUCACGCAGCCGUUGCAUCGUCGUUGAUGGGCAUGUUGGCUUUGCAGGUUGGCUUGGGCAUCUAUUUGAAGUUGCACUUGGAGAAGGGGUGGCAUGCCCUUGCCAGGCGGCACCUGGUUCGUUUGCAUGGCGUUGUCGGGAAGGUGAUGCCGGUGGUGUCCUGGACCCAGAUGUUGUUUGGGGGAAUUACGGCGUGAGUUUAUCCUUCGUUUAUUCGUUCAUGCAUUUUUGACCUUCAAUAUUUUUUUCUCCUCUAUGUCGGUGCUAGGAUUGUGGUUGGUUGUCGAUGGGCGAGAUUGAUGACAAUGGUUGCCGAUAGGAUGGGCUUUUGCCGAGCAGAUCACCAAGGGCAGUGCUUAGCGCAUUUUGUAGGUCAUGACCUUCUUUUUCGUCCAAUCUUGCCAUUUUUUUUUUGAGGGGGAUGGGGUUGCUGACUAGCCCUCCUUGGCGACACGGCAGAUUAUGGGCAGUUCGUUCAUAGGAUAUGGCAUAGUCAUGGUGAUUAUACUUUUUGCUGGUCAGGCUUGGUUGAAGAGGACCCGAAAGUCCCAGGAAUUUUGGGAUUCUUUGGUGAUCACCAUUUGGGGUAGGUUUCACUCAAGACCUAUGUCCUCUAUUUUGACUGAACUUUUGCAUUACAGGAUUUGUAAACACAUGUACGGCUUGCAAUUACCUCCAUUGGGUGGAUGUAUGGGGCUUGUACUGACGGGCGGUUUUAUCAGUUACGGAGCACAGGUGGGGCCAGGAGUGGGCGCAUAACGAUAUCCAGCAUACAUCCAUGGGUGUUGUCUGGUGGUGCGCGGGGCUCCUUAGACUAUGGCUUUCCCGGGGAGGGGACGGGCGGCCGAAACGAAACCUCAUUCCUGGGAUUGUGAUAUUCCUGACUGGAUAUGCUAUGGUAACUAAAACCGGUGCCCGUUUGUUCCGAUGCAUACUGACGUGAAAACGGUUCAAGUCCGCACAUCCCCAGCACUUGCCACUCUCAACCAUGGUACACAGUGUAUUUGGUUACACCCUUAUGGCAGCUGGGUUAGCAAGGGUCAUCGAGAUUGCGUUUGUCCUGCGAGAUAAACCUGCCCUAGAUGGGGAGCCGAGCAGUUUCCAGCAUUUGACACCAUUCGUGAGCGCCUCCCUUUUCAUUGGACCUUGUGUUCGUGUCCUUGAGUCGCUAUAUGCUAACUAGUUGUGUUGCCUUGUAGUUGCUCUUUGCAUCAGGUUUUAGUGAGUCCCGCGGUCCCAAGGGUGGCGGAUCGGGCACUACGCCGAAUUUCGGAUGCGUUUACUAACAGCCCGUGCUUUGACAGUUUUCAUGUGUGCUACCGAAGAGCGUACGUUGGUCUGUGCUCCUACGGUACUAGCAUUGGUUGCUGACCCUGUUUUAGAACUUGCACUUGUCAGCUCCGUUGGGAUCGAUCACGUAUCUUACCUUCUCGUCCUGUAUAGCGUGUCAUUCCUGAUGUACCUCUGUGAGUGCUACCGGAGCCAUUUCUAAAUUUAGGGGUUUGAGCUUUCCUAAUCAUUUUUUCAGUUACAAUGGUCCUCGUUCACACAUAUGUCUCGAAUCCCGCGGACGUAAAGCCAGCCGGUCCGGAAGAGCGCGGCAUGAAUGGUCACGCGGAUAGGAGAGUCCACGAUGCCGAAGAGUUUGAGCUCGAGGGCCUGAUCAGCGAAGACGAGGGGGAGGGGGAGGGCAAGCCAGAGUAGCCUAUGAAUUCACCUGCAGAGGGCCAAACGGCGAUAAUAGCAACUGUUGAUAAUAGGGGGAUUUGGGCCGCCGAGCUCUGUGGUGGGAGCCGUUUUCGGGCGGGGAGCAGGAGGGGUGCUACGGUAAUACUAAUAAUAUUCCGGCGUUGUGGGUGUUUUCUCUUUCGCGUCUGUUACCACGGGGUAAUCACAUACAUUUCCUUCCUUGUCAUAGUCUGGGGGAUAUAUCAUGGGAACUACCUACUACCAGCACUAGUUACGAGCAUAGCAGAGAAGGGUAUCAUAGCGGCCGAUGGUGGUGAUGGUAGCAAUGGUAGCUGUAGCUAUAAUAUAGGCACGGGCAACCCCCACCAUUGCAACACUCAGGUCAUGCCCGUACUCACGAUUUUCAAAAGUAUCCGGAAAUCUGUGCUUGGAUUGGUGUUUAUUGGCCCCAUCCAAUCAAAUCGAAUAAGAAGGCCGAGGGAAGGUUUCCAAAGGAAAAUUGUGCAAAUGCUUGAAGAAUACUGUCCGAGGUUGUGACUCUUUCUUUUUUCUUUCCUUUGAGAUAUAGAUAUUUAAUAUCAUGAUAGAAGUACUGGAAAUAUGGUGUGGCAGCUCGUGUUGCCAAGCUGUUCUCCAGACUUCCAGGUACCGGUACUUUUCUUUAUUUUUAUUUUUAUUUUUUUCGAGAAUGGCGAGCAGACUAAUGGUACCGAUAUC
This is a messenger RNA of Tuber aestivum (summer truffle), 3617 nucleotides long. The record is from the annotation of a GenBank genome assembly. NCBI's taxonomy places the organism in Eukaryota, Fungi, Ascomycota, Pezizomycetes, Pezizales, Tuberaceae.